GCCCUCCCCACCCCUGAAUUCUUCCCCCUUUGCAACAUACAUCUGGACAAGUGGACUUCUACUACUGGAAUACUAUAAAGAAAACCCUACAGCAUGGAUACAGCUCCAUCCUCACUCUCAAUGCCCACUAUCGGCCGGCCAUUUGGCAUCUCCUUAUGGCCCUAUUUUAAUAAGGUCUUUGAAGCUUUCGCAGGUUAUCCCGCUGAUGAAUUUCGCUUUCUGGAGGGACAGACACCAAUGUCGACUUUAAAAGAAACAGCGGCAUUUAUCUUGAUUUAUUACGUGGUUAUCCUGUAUGGACGGAGAUUCAUGCGUGAUCGGGAGCCGUUCAAGUUGAAGACAUUGUUUCUGAUUCAUAAUUUCUACCUAACUAUGUUCAGUGCGAUUUUGCUUGCACUUUUCAUCGAGCAAUUGUCUCCUAUUCUGCUUCGUGAUGGCCUUUUCUAUGCGAUUUGCAACCCUAAUGGUGGUUGGACACAGCCUUUGGUUACGCUGUACUAUCUUAACUAUUUGACCAAAUAUUUAGAACUUUUGGAUACUGUCUUUCUUUUCCUUAAAAAGAAACCACUGACUUUCCUUCACUGUUAUCAUCACGGAGCAACCGCGUUCCUCUGCUACACUCAACUCCUGGGGAACACUGCGGUCUCAUGGGUGCCCAUUACGCUCAAUCUGACGGUUCAUGUUGUGAUGUACUGGUAUUACUUCCAGUCGGCCCGGGGCAUUCGGGUCUGGUGGAAAGAGUGGGUGACUCGUCUUCAAAUUGUACAGUUUAUUCUUGGUUUAGUGUUCAUCUAUUUCGCCUCAUACACUUACUUUAUCUCCACAUACUUCCCAUGGCUACCAAACUGGGGCUCGUGUGCUGGUGAGGAAUUUGCCGCGUUUGCCGGAAUUGCAUCCAUCAGUUCAUAUUUGGUACUUUUCAUCUUAUUUUAUGUCGCUACGUACAAGAAGGAUGGCCGAGCUCCUACUGCUCGCAAAGCUGUACGACGCAUGUCGCAGGCCCCCAUUCCCGACCCUCAUCUUGCCGAGGGACACGGCAGACCCACUGGGACUACGAGGAUCGAGGCAAAAUAUCGAGCGAAGGUGUGACUUGGAUGUUUCCUAUGGUAUUAUGCUUUUAUCAUGCUAGAUGAAAGGAUGUUGGAGUAGUGUUAUAUAUUAGCAGCAGCUAAGAAAGUGAAUAAAAC
Aspergillus alliaceus is the source of this 1187-nucleotide messenger RNA. Its product is annotated as elongation of very long chain fatty acids protein. NCBI's taxonomy places the organism in Eukaryota, Fungi, Ascomycota, Eurotiomycetes, Eurotiales, Aspergillaceae. Gene Ontology annotation, biological process: very long-chain fatty acid biosynthetic process; fatty acid elongation, monounsaturated fatty acid; fatty acid elongation, polyunsaturated fatty acid. The record is from RefSeq and is a predicted model, not a curated record. Gene Ontology annotation, cellular component: endoplasmic reticulum membrane. Gene Ontology annotation, molecular function: fatty acid elongase activity. Bases 94 to 1089 code for a protein of 331 amino acids. The transcript is spliced from 4 exons.